CUUAUAGUGAACCUGUUGCACACAUCUAACAUUUUGAGACAUCGCUCCGCUUUGCUACAUCAACAUUUACCAGCGGAUCCCCUCGCCUCGCUGCAGUGACACCCAACCCGGGUUAAGAUGCUCUCCCAACGGCCGGCAACAGCACGCAAGUCCGUCCCAUCCACCUGCGUCCACUACAGCCGGUAGCACUAAAUCCUUAACUACAGAGCAGGACACGUACAUGCCAAUCCCACGCUCCCCUGCCAAAUUACUAAUCUUUUCUACACUUUGGCUCACUUAACUCGCCUAUUUUCUAUCAAGACGAGUAGCAUUCUUAGACAGAAUGGACAUAAAGAGAGAUAAAGAACAAGUAUUUGCUUCUCUCAGAGGCAGAGGUCGACAAGAUAACUGCUGGACUGCUUAAAUCGCACACGGGGGAGUUUGAUUUGGAGUCCAUACUGUUUCUCAAAUUCAGAGGUCUUGGAAUACAUGAUCUUGGAUGUAUAGGGGAGUGUAUGAAUUUGGAGAGACUGGACCUCUCAGGGAAUAGUAUUGUCAGUUUAGCUCCUCUGUCAUCACUUCAUCUGCUUUCUGUCCUCAAUUUGUCCUCAAACAGGAUUUCCAAUUUAGAGCCGCUUCACAGUUGUGAAAACUUACAGAAUUUAAACCUGGCGGGCAACGUCAUCUCCAGCAUCGAGAACCUUCUCUGCCUUCAGUCUUUGAGAAAGCUCGAAAAUAUUCGUCUCAACGACAACACUUAUAAUUAUUCUAAUCCAGUGUGCAGGAACGCGCUGUAUAGAACCACAGUUCUCGAGAUGUUCCCCAACAUCAAGGUGCUCGAUGGGGAGAGAGUCGUUGGCCGUGGGAGUGACUUGUACCAGCUAUGCAAAGACAUUGAUGACACCAUUAAAGCUGGUCAGUACAAGAAUGGUCAACUUGUUGAACACCACGAUUGCAAGCCAUGGGUGGAGGAUACUUACUGGGAAAUAAAAAGAUCGAACAACGCUAUUGUAGAAGAAGCCUACAAACAGUUUAAUGAUGUUCUUCAUGAAUGCAGACUCUUAAACAACAGAGCAACUCAUGUCAUUUCCCAGACCGAAAGAUCAAUGAGCCUAAAGAAGCAGCCAAAGCAGUAUGCCAUCUGAAUGCACAGUGACUAGACAGGAGAUUGUUUUCCAGAUGACUACGUUAAGCAAAAGACUUUGCUAGACAUACAUGCUCUCUAUGGCAUUUUUCUAAUCAUUUUAAUGCAUCCUGUGCGUUGGUUUUUGGGGUGAUACAUGCAAACCUCCGUAUGGAUCCAAGAUGUCUUUACUUGCACACUGUGCAUAUUGUGCCAUGUUGUAGCCUGCAUUUUUGCAGAGACAUAUGCUGCUAAAAAUGUCUAAAUAUUUAAAGUAAGAGCUUUUCCAUUCUGCUGGAUCAUUUUGGGAGCAUCCCAUUGCUGUAUGCUUUCUAUGUAAAAUUACCCUUUUUUGCGAGAAUAUGAUUGAAUGUUCAUGUUUAUACUUGUUUUAUACCAUAAAGUUUAUUGUCUAUACAAAGAACAUGUGUAAAAGUGGGCAGUGUUUUAUAAUAUUGUCACAGAAUCCUGGACCAUCAUAACGUACAGUCGUCAUUUUUGUCUCACUUCUAAUGUUCUGGCUAAAUCAGGGGAAAAAAAAUAUUUGCUAGCUUUUGGUGCCACCUUCUGGCGCUUGUCAUUUUUGAAGGGCACAGUUCAUUAUUGUGCAUUUAGAUUUUACUAUGAAAAGUUUAGUAGUGCUGGCUCUGAUUUGUAUGCAAUAGCGUUUUUGUGAAACAGUACAGUGUAUAAUAUCACAUAAAAACACAGAUUUAUACUGCUAAUAAUUUUGCUAUUAUCUGGUGGUUGAUUUUCCUUCUUGUAUUUGUGGUUCCGCCACUGUGUAUGUCGAUUUGGCCAUCAUUCAUAAAUUAUUCUGUUAAUCACAACCGCGGUUAAGAAUAGAUGUUAAGAAUAGAUGUGUUAAAUGCACCAGAUUUCGCUCCCUUAUAGUGCGAAAUCACAUCGGAAGUUGGAGGGUUUUCAAAAUAUACAUACUUUUCCGCUUCUAGACUAAAGCCACUGUUUUCAAGAAAAAUAACUGCAAUAAAA
Messenger RNA from Dunckerocampus dactyliophorus (ringed pipefish), 2095 nucleotides. RefSeq names its product leucine rich repeat containing 61 (gene lrrc61). The transcript has 9 exons. Gene Ontology annotation, molecular function: protein kinase binding. Gene Ontology annotation, cellular component: cytoplasm. The record is from RefSeq and is a predicted model, not a curated record. Gene Ontology annotation, biological process: outer dynein arm assembly. NCBI's taxonomy places the organism in Eukaryota, Metazoa, Chordata, Actinopteri, Syngnathiformes, Syngnathidae. Bases 495 to 1124 code for a protein of 209 amino acids.